Molecule: messenger RNA, 2493 nt
Organism: Microthlaspi erraticum
Lineage: Eukaryota; Viridiplantae; Streptophyta; Magnoliopsida; Brassicales; Brassicaceae
Source: the annotation of a GenBank genome assembly
AUGGCUUCUCUUCCUUUCAACACUAUCCCAAUUAAACUUCCAUAUUCAGUGUCAACGAAACCCUCUAAACUUCACGAUGAUCAAGCUCGUAAUCCUUUGUCCACAUCUUACUUUCACCGCGUCUCGUCUCUGUGUAAGAGCGGUGACAUCAGAGAAGCUCUGAGCUUAGUAACGGAGAUGGAUUUCAGAAACCUACGGAUUGGUCCCGAGAUAUACGGUGAAAUCCUCCAGGGAUGCGUUUACGAGAGAGAUUUCUGCACGGGGCAGCAAAUCCAUGCCCGGAUUCUGAAGAACGGUGAUUUCUACGCCAGGAACGAGUACAUCGAGACCAAAUUGGUGAUAUUCUACGCGAAAUGCGAUGCUCUGGAGAUCGCUGAAGCUCUUUUCUCGAAAUUGAGGGUUAGGAAUGUUUUCUCCUGGGCAGCGAUUAUUGGUGUGAAAUGCAGGAUUGGGCUCGGUGAAGGAGCUUUGAUGGGUUUCGUUGAGAUGCUUGAAAAUGAGAUCUUUCCAGACAAUUUCGUGGUUCCGAAUGUUUGCAAAGCGUGUGGCGCGUUGCAGUGGAGUCGCUUCGGGAGAGGUGUUCAUGGGUAUGUGGCGAAAUCUGGGUUUCAUGAUUGUGUGUUUGUGGCUAGUAGUUUAGCUGAUAUGUAUGGCAAAUGCGGUCUUUUGGAUGAUGCGAGGAAGGUGUUCGACGAAAUUCCUGAGAGAAAUGUGGUUGCUUGGAAUGCGUUGAUGGUGGGUUAUGUUCAAAACGGUAUGAACGAGGAAGCGAUUCGGCUUCUAUCUGAUAUGAUGAAGGAAGGUGUUGAGCCAACGCGAGUCACUGUCUCGACUUGCUUAUCUGCUUCUGCCAAUUUGGGUGGGAUUGAAGAAGGGAAACAGUCUCAUGCCAUUGCCAUUGUGAAUGGAUUAGAGCUGGAUAACAUCCUCGGAACAUCGAUCUUGAAUUUCUACUGCAAAGUUGGUUUGAUCGAGUGUGCAGAGAUGGUUUUUGAUCGAAUGGUUGAGAAAGAUGUGGUGACAUGGAAUCUGCUUGUUUCAGGGUAUGUUCAACAAGGGCUAGUGGAAGAGGCGAUUCAUACGUGUCGUUUAAUGAGACUAGAGAAGCUGAAUUUCGACUGCGUCACUAUGUCGACGUUGAUGUCUGCAGCUGCACGUACUGAGAACUUGAAACUUGGGAGAGAAGUGCAGUGUUAUUGCAUUAGACAUAGUUUUGAGUCUGAUAUCGUUUUAGCUAGCACCGUGGUUGAUAUGUACGCCAAGUGUGGCAGCAUUGUUGAUGCUAAGAAAGUGUUUGAUUCCACAGUGCAAAAGGAUUUGAUACUGUGGAAUACGUUACUUGCAGCCUAUGCGGAGUCUGGUCUUAGCGGAGAGGCUUUGAGAUUGUUCUAUGAGAUGCAGCUAGAAAGUGUACCACCAAAUGUGAUAACAUGGAACUUGAUCGUUCUAAGUCUUUUCAGGAAUGGGCAAGUAGAUGAGGCCAAGGAAAUGUUCUUGCAGAUGCAGUCCUCAGGAAUUGUUCCAAACCUAAUCUCGUGGACUACUAUGAUGAAUGGUUUGGUACAAAAUGGCUGCAGCGAGGAGGCGAUUCUUUUUCUCGGAAAGAUGCAAGAAUCCGGGCUGAGACCAAAUGUCUUUAGCAUCACUGCCGCACUCUCUGCUUGCGCAAAUCUAGCAUCGUUGCAUUUCGGAAGAUCAAUACACGGAUACAUCAUAAGAAACCAGCAGCGUUCCUCUUCGGUUUCGGUUGAGACUUCUUUGGUUGACAUGUAUGCUAAAUGUGGAGAUAUAAACAGAGCAGAGAAGGUUUUUGGAAGUAGGCUAUACAGCGAGUUGCCUCUCUACAAUGCCAUGAUCUCGGCGUAUGCAAUAUAUGGUAAAGUGAAAGAAGCAGUCGCUUUAUACAGAAGCUUGGAAGAUAUAGGCAUUGAACCAGACAACAUAACAUUCACAAGCCUCUUAUCUGCUUGCAACCACGCCGGAGAUGUUAACCAAGCUAUAGAGGUUUUCGCCGGUAUGGUUUCAAAACGUGGCAUGAAACCAUGCUUGGAACAUUAUGGACUAAUGGUGGAUCUUCUUGCGUCAGCUGGAGAAACAGACGAAGCCUUGAGGUUAAUCGAGGAAAUGCCAUACAAGCCUGAUGCAAGAAUGAUCCAGUCUCUGUUUGCUUCUUGCAACAAGCAACAUAAGACUGACCUUAUGGACUACUUAUCAAGACAUUUGUUAGAAUCAGAACCUGAUAACUCUGGUAGCUAUGUGACCAUAUCGAAUGCUUAUGCGGUUGAAGGAAAUUGGGAUGAAGUUGUGAAGAUGAGAGAGAUGAUGAAAGAUAAAGGUCUGAAGAAAGAGCCUGGAUGUAGCUGGAUUCAGAUUAAAGGAGAAGAAGAAAGAGUACACGUGUUUGUUGCUAAUGAUAACACACAUCUUAGGAACAGUGACAUACGGAGGAUCUUAGCAUUGUUAUUGUAUGAUAUGUAUUCGGAUUCUUCAUGA